AUGCCAUUCUCGCAUCACAGCCACUCAGGCCAGUUCUGCCCUGGCCACGCAAAAGACUCUCUAGAGGAAGUCAUCCAAACAGCAAUCAGCAAGAAAAUGCAAGUCUUUUGCCUGACAGAGCAUAUGCCCCGCCACAAAGAAGACUUCUACCCUGAAGAGAUCGAAGCUGGCCAAACAGAGGCCUGGCAAGUGGUUAACGAAGCUGCCUACUGGGAAGAAGCCCAAAGACUCCGCGAAAAAUACGCCUCCCAAAUCAAAAUUAUCAUCGGCUUCGAAUGCGACUGGAUUCGACCUGAAUCCAAAGAGCUCAUCGAUCGCUCACUGUCUCGCUUCCCAUUUGAGUUCUUCAUUGGCUCCGUCCACCACAUGCACACCGUCCCGAUCGACUUUGAUCGGCCGAUGUACGAGCGUGCGCGGGAACUUGCAGGUGGCACAGAUGAGCGCUUAUUCGAGGACUAUUUCGACGCUCAGCUGGAUAUGCUAAAGGACCUGAAGCCUCUAGUUGUGGGGCACUUCGAUCUUAUUCGUCUGAAGAGUGAUGAUAUGGAGCGCAGCUUUACCACAUGGCCUGGUGUUUGGAGCCGGAUUCUGAGAAACCUGGACUUUAUUGCCUCCUACGGGGGUAUGUUGGAGCUUAAUGGAGCUGCGUUGAGGAAGGGUAUGACGGAGCCAUAUCCCAAGGCCGAGAUUUGCAAGGAAUUUUUGGUUCGGGGAGGUCGCUUCUGUCUUUCGGAUGACAGCCAUGGCGUUGAUCAGGUCAGUUUGAACUUCCACAAGGUGCUGGAAUUCCUGGAUCGCACGGGCAUCUCGCAGCUGCACUACCUGCAGAUGGCGGAUGGAUCAGUCCAGUUCACUGCGCCCGAUGCGCGUUUUCCGCGCACUCUGAUUGCCUCGAUCUCCCUGGAGGAACUGAAAAAGAUGGAAUUCUGGGGAAAUGCAUAG
Molecule: messenger RNA, 942 nt
Organism: Penicillium odoratum
Lineage: Eukaryota; Fungi; Ascomycota; Eurotiomycetes; Eurotiales; Aspergillaceae
Product: histidinol-phosphatase
Exons: 1
Coding region: 1-942 (313 amino acids)
Biological process (GO): L-histidine biosynthetic process
Cellular component (GO): cytoplasm
Molecular function (GO): histidinol-phosphatase activity
Source: RefSeq, a predicted model, not a curated record